This is a messenger RNA of Coccidioides posadasii C735 delta SOWgp, 1180 nucleotides long. RefSeq names its product S-adenosylmethionine transporter (gene PET8). Gene Ontology annotation, biological process: transmembrane transport. Gene Ontology annotation, cellular component: mitochondrial inner membrane. Gene Ontology annotation, molecular function: S-adenosyl-L-methionine transmembrane transporter activity. The record is from RefSeq and is a predicted model, not a curated record. Lineage: Eukaryota; Fungi; Ascomycota; Eurotiomycetes; Onygenales; Onygenaceae.
GCUGCGGUUGCCGUGGAGUGAGUUGUUUGAUCGUUCCUUUCGGUUGGACAGCAUGUGUUUGGAUAAAAUCGCGACGUAACACUCACUCGCUGUCGCCAAUGGAAGCGGUUGACCAUCCCCGAGAGGAUGCGUCACAGGCCUUAGUUCCCUCUCUCUGGACGAGAUCCCUCUUGGCCGGAGCGGUCGCCGGUCUCACGGUUGACGUCUCUCUCUUUCCUCUUGAUACCAUCAAAACCAGACUCCAACAAGCUCGAAAGCGCCAAGUUAACUCCAGUUCGAGCCCGUCGGCCAAAACUGGGCUACCAUUACUCCGCCAGACCUUCCGAGGCAUUUAUGCCGGCUUGCCGUCGGUGCUCCUAGGGUCCGCGCCAUCCGCUGCGAGCUUCUUCGUCGUUUACGAUGGUGUGAAACGCCUCCUCCUUCCCCCUCGACAUUCAACUGAAAAUAUACCGGUAUCAUGGCAGCAUUCGGUGCUCACGCACUCUCUCGCCUCGUCCAUGGGAGAAGUGUCUGCUUGUGCAAUCAGAGUCCCCACCGAAGUGAUCAAGCAGCGGGCUCAGGCCGGACUAUUUGGCGGCUCCACAUUGUUAGCUCUCAAAGACAUCCUUUCUCUGCGUCAUGGUGAUUUACCAGGUGGAGGCAAGGGAAGUUGGAGACUGGUUCUCCGCGAACUGUAUCGAGGGACGGCAAUUACUAUCUCGCGCGAAAUCCCGUUCACCAUCUUACAGUUUACAAUGUGGGAACGGAUGAAAGAUGCAUAUGCCUCGUGGAAGCACAAAUCAGACCCUACGGCCCCUGUAUCGGCGACUUCGAGUGCCUUCUUUGGCAGUAUUGCUGGCGCGAUUUCUGCGGGUUUGACGACUCCGCUCGAUGUGGUUAAAACGAGAGUCAUGCUGGCUCGAAGAACUGGGAGCGGUGACGGUGCAGGAAAGAUCAGGGUGAGGGAUGUUGUACAGGGGAUUUGGAGGGACGAAGGGUUUGGUGCGUUUUGGAGGGGCAUUGGCCCACGUGUCGCUUGGAUUGGGAUUGGGGGUGCAGUGUUUCUUGGAAGCUAUCAACGGGCGUGGAACUUACUUGAAGGCAGGAAGCUUAAAAGGGAACGUGCUGAGUUGGAUUUGUAAGAAGCGCAGUGCGUACUGCGGGUUGGAUUUGGUAUGUCCAAUGCCAUAGUAUUCAAAUU